This is a messenger RNA of Melampsora larici-populina 98AG31, 1995 nucleotides long. RefSeq lists its product as uncharacterized. The transcript is spliced from 6 exons. The record is from RefSeq and is a predicted model, not a curated record. NCBI's taxonomy places the organism in Eukaryota, Fungi, Basidiomycota, Pucciniomycetes, Pucciniales, Melampsoraceae. The coding region runs from base 1 to 1995 and encodes 664 amino acids.
AUGAUUCCAGAAAAAGCAUCCUUAACCGUCGAUAGGAACAUAGACACACUGAAAACCUCUGGAAGAUUGACAACAUACUGUGGAUGCUACUUAUAUAUAAUCAUUGUAUUCAACUUGAUCACAAGUCACAUACAAACGGUAAAUUCAUUCCAGGGGACAAAGAACGCCCUACAGAAUUUCGAAGAGGUGGAACUUCAAGAAUACCUACCAAAUCGUCAUGAUGGUUGUACAAUGUUUCAGAGGGCUCAUGAUCUAGGUAACACUGAUUUUGAGCAAAAAUCCCAUGAUCAUCAUGCUUGUAAUGGGCUUUCUUGUGUGAUUGACGUAGACUCUGAGCAUUCGGAUGGAUCACGUUCUGGGGAUGCAUUUGCAGCAUAUACAAGAUACGGGGAAGAAACAGAACCCAAAUCUUUAAGAUAUGAUGAAGCAUCUCAACCUAGCUCGAUGUUCAUUCAGAAUAUAUCAAAAGGAAGAACAGAAGAUCAAGAGAGCCAGAGAGACUUUGCCUCUGUUGGUAACCAGUCUAUCACUCACCUUUCUUGUCCCACAAGUCUGACACGACCAUGUGAAAUAUCAGACCAAGAAAACAAUGGAAAGCCUCUAGAUGCCUGGAAAACGGCGUACUGGAUAAGUUUUGUAAGGGCUCUAGAAACAUAUAUAAACGGCAACGGAAAAGAAAGGGAACAUGCAACCAUGUCAAUUCUUCGUUACACGAUGAGAAUGUCUUUUGAUAGUUCUCAGAUUGAUGCAUUAUGCCAUAUUUACGAUCAGCUCUUGAAAGGAGGGGAGCUGACUUUGUUUGAUAAGGCGCAUUUAUCAUUUUCACUUCAUUCAUAUGGGAGGUUCUUUUCACAAGGCAUUCGAGACGAGGAUCUCAAAAAGAUUUAUCAACUAGCUCAGCUCCUUGAACAGCACUGUCGCUCAGAUCCUGAAAGCCUUGUAGCUAUCUGGAAUGGGAGUUGCUCUGAAGAAGAUCAGGUUGUCCGAGCAAACUUCGAUGAUGUAGUGAAGGGUUCUUCGCUGAGAUCUUCCUGGAUACACGGACUCAUCACAUCAGAUGGAAUACAUACAACUGCAAGCGCUCUCCGUGAAGCGGACCCCACAUACAUCGAGAAAAAGCUUACACAAAUUCGGGUCAUUCUGGAAGAGUACACUGAUUGGCAUAUGGUGGCUCCACCGACAACAUGGGACAUGUUGUACCUUAUGAAAAUCCUAUAUAUCUUUCAAAACCAUGUAGAAGAAAAGAUGAAACAUUAUAAAGAACAAAUGGCAGAAGGAUUGAGUGAUCAAGUCCGAAACAGAUGGGAUCCAAUUUUCAGCCUAUUGAUGGAGUGCAAGAACUUGAUUUCAAAAGCAGAGCUUCCAAUGCCGCCAAAAAACCUUGAGAUGAAGAAAGCCUACAGUGAAAUUCUCAAUUCUCAAGUUCAAGAAGAAGGAUUGAACCAGUAUGGUUGGGGCGAAGGAUCUCAGAAUGUGUUCCUCAGAAUGGCUGGACACCAACAACUGAUUCCAGAAAAAGGUACAACUCAAGGAUUGUCAAUCCUCAUGCAAUUCAUGUCGAGCAUUACAAAGCCAAAAGCAUUGAUUCAUGUAAUCCAGGAGUUAGGGAAUGAUCCCUCUGUGAUAACAGAUAUCACAAAACAUGGUGACCAUCUUAAUCACAAUAAGAUCCUCCGACUAAUCCAAUGGCUUUCCAUGAAAUACUAUGCGGAUGAUAAAGUAGACUUUUUGAUCAAGAAGCAGAUCAUAAAGAAGGCAAUGGAGAUUCACAGAGAAAUUGGAAACUCAGAGUCUAGAGAUCUGGUAUUUGCAUUGAUAGGAAGACUCUUAUCUUUACACCCAACAGAUAAAGAACUCCUGAAGCUUGCCAAAUUUGAUCAUGUUUGGAAUAGCUUACAAAUUCAAAAUUUGAGCACGGAUUUUGCUCCUCCAAAAGUCAAAAUGUCUCCAAUGGAAGUUGCAAGGCGAAUAUAUAAGUUUUGUUAUGAAUAUUAA